AUGAUAGUCACUUGGAAUGUAAGGGGCAUAAACAAGGAAGCACGACAUCGAGAAAUUGGCUCUUGUCUCUCUAAAUUUAACGUGCCAGUCGUCGCUUUGUUUGAAAGAAGGGUAAAAAAUAAAAAUGCUGAUAACAUUAGGAAGAAAUUCGGCUCUGGUUGGAAUUUUGCAGAUAAUUACAUGCAUCACGACAAUGGAAGGAUGUGGAUUUUGUGGAAGUAUGAUACUGUGCAUAUUAAAAUGCUAGAAAAUGAUGAACAAUACAUUCACACAGAGGUAUGUGAGUUAGACCAGUCUACUCAGUAUGCCGCUACAAUCCUACAUGCGUUUAAUCAACUUGAGAAAAGGAAACUGCUAUGGAAGAAGAUUCAGUCUUAG
Molecule: messenger RNA, 378 nt
Organism: Lathyrus sativus (Indian pea)
Lineage: Eukaryota; Viridiplantae; Streptophyta; Magnoliopsida; Fabales; Fabaceae
Source: the annotation of a GenBank genome assembly